GUAAAAGGCGUGCUCGUUCCUGUUUCCGAUACUUCCCGGUUUUCUGACGCCACUCAGUGUAAUCUUGAGUUUUCAACACCGCCUAUUCUGUAGAAAAUAAGUUCUAAAUCGAACAUACCUUGGUACGCUAUCGUUUGUGUAUUGUGUAUCCAUAAUUUCACGAAAACGAUCUUUACAGAUAUUUCCAAUUACCGGUAAUUGGCCGACCAGACAAACGUCAAAAAUGACCCACGGGUUUCAUUAUUGCAGAAACACAGAUAUCUGAUGUGGAGACACUAAACAAAAAAAAAAAAAAACCUCUGCAGAAAUGAAGAUCACAGACAGUGUGCUGCGGAGUUUCAGGGUCGCCAGGACAUAUGGAGAAAAUUCAAAGAAAGUCAACUGUGUGGAUUUCAGCCCAAAUGGCGAAAAUGCAAUAUCAAGCAGUGACGACGACUGCAUUGUGUUAUAUGACAUCCGGGAAGGAAAACCUCAGAGGACCCUGUACAGCAAGAAGUAUGGAGUGGACCUGAUCCGCUACACACAUGGAGAUACACAGACAGUGGUCUACAGCUCCAAUAAACUGGACGAUACCAUCAGAUACCUGUCACUCAGUGACAACAAGUUCAUCAGGUAUUUCCCGGGUCACACUGCAAGAGUUAUCUCUCUUUCCAUGUCACCAGUGGAUGAUACAUUUAUCUCUGGCUCAUUAGAUAAGACAAUCCGAAUCUGGGACCUGCGCUCUCCAAACUGUCGGGGUCUUACUAAUCCACUGGGUAAACCUGUAUGUUCCUUUGACCCUGAUGGUCUGAUAUUUGCUGCUGGGGUAGAAUCUCUGGCCAUUACGUUGUAUGACCUUCGUGCUUUUGACAAGGGUCCUUUUGCCUCUUUUGAAACAAGGUUUAAUCGUGCCUGCGACUGGACGGGACUCCGAUUCAGUAACGAUGGGAAACAGAUUCUCAUCUCAACCAAUGGAGGAAUGAUUCGCAUUCUGAACGCCUUCAAUGGAUCUGUGCUACACACCUUUUCUGGCUACAAUAACAGUAAAGGCAUUCCCCUUGAGGCCUGCUUUACUCCUGACUCACAGUUUGUCAUGAUAGGUUCGGAGGACGGGAGAGUCCACGUUUGGAGCACGGAGAGCGGAAUGAAGGUGGCUGUGCUUGAUGGGAAACAUCCGGGACCCAUCAACACUCUGCAGUUUAACCCCAGAUACAUGACAUUUGCCAGCGCCUGCACUCAAAUGCUAGUGUUAGACUCGUACAGAGAGCCCGCACAGAGUUGGGACAAGGAUUACGAUCACUUCCUGCUUCCUCUGCUUACACAUCAGGAACCCUGCUACAUCCUCUAUCGCCUGGACUCCCAGAAUGCACAGGGAUACGAGUGGAUCUUCAUCCCCUGGUCACCUGACCAAUCACCAGUGAGGCAGAAGAUGUUGUACGCAGCUACCCGUGCCACACUGAAGAAAGAGUUUGGAGGAGGUCACAUUAAAGAUGAAAUGUUUGGCACAGUCGAGGAUGACGUGUGCUUCCAGGGUUACCUGCGACACAUGACCUCCUGCUCCUCCCCGGCUCCACUCACAACAGCCGAGCAGCAGUUACAACAAAUCAAAGUCACAGAGGUAAAGUUUAAACAGGAAGAGGCCAAACGAGCCCUGCAGCAACUCAAGCAGAGAUGCAUCAACUACAUACAGCUGAGGUUGGAUGUAGAGAAGGAGACUAUUGAGCUGGUUCACACCAAACCUACAGAGAUCCACGAGCUUCCCUUUAGGAUCCCUUCAGAUUCCCCAAGAUAUCACUUCUUCAUCUUCAAGCACUCUCACCAGGGUCAGCGGCAGGAAGCACUGGUGUUCAUAUAUUCAAUGCCUGGGUACACCUGCAGCAUCAAGGAGCGGAUGCUGUACUCUAGCUGUAAGAACAGGCUACUGGACGAGGUGGAGAAAGACUACCACCUGGAGGUCACCAAAAAGAUGGAGAUAGACAACGGUAAUGACCUGACUGAACACUUCCUGUACGAAGAGGUCCACCCAAUGGAGCACACCUUAAAGCAGGCCUUCACCAAGCCCCGCGGGCCAGGAGGGAAGAGGGGCAACAAACGCCUUAUCAAGGGUGCAGGAGAGAAUGGGGAAGAAAGUUAGAUACUAAACACACACACAUACAAACAUCAGGAAUUAUACACACACACUUGCAAAAUAACACUAUACGUAUGAUCUUACAUGUUAUAACUGGUAAACUUCUAGUCAUUUC
This is a messenger RNA of Labrus bergylta (ballan wrasse), 2222 nucleotides long. The record is from RefSeq and is a predicted model, not a curated record. NCBI's taxonomy places the organism in Eukaryota, Metazoa, Chordata, Actinopteri, Labriformes, Labridae.